Paramuricea clavata is the source of this 1908-nucleotide messenger RNA. Lineage: Eukaryota; Metazoa; Cnidaria; Anthozoa; Malacalcyonacea; Plexauridae. The record is from the annotation of a GenBank genome assembly.
AUGGACACCGAAGUAACAGAAUCAAAUCGACCAAAUCUUAUUAAAAAGAAAAAUACAAAGAGCACUGCAUGGAAUUUUUUCGGAAUCGAGGCAGACGAACAUGGCGUAUCAAUACCAUCACAAGAGCAUCGGCUCAUUUGCAGGAUAUGCUACAAGUCAGUGCCAUGUAAAACUGGCAACACCACAAAUUUGUUUAGUCAUCUUCGUGAACGACACCCCGAUGCAUACAAAGAAGCAAAUCAAGGAAAUAUGAACACAAAGAAAGCAUCAAGGAGUCAAGGUAUGCAGCCAACACUUGAGACUGUUGUUGAGCGCUCAACUCAUUAUGAUCCCAAAGGUAGCCAAGCAAAAGAACUGAAUCAUGCAGUAGCUUAUUUUUUAGCGAAAGACAUGCAACCAUUGCAGACAGUGGAAAAACCUGGGUUUAAAAAGAUGAUUGCCAAAUUAAACCCUAGAUACAAGCUCCCUUCGAGAAAGCACUUUUCACAACAAGAAAUUCCACGUUUAUAUAAUCAGGUAAAAGAAACAGUGGUUAAUCCCAAGCUAAGCCAAAUUGACUUUUUUUCUGCUACAACAGACUUAUGGACCAGCAGGGCAACGCACCCUUACUUGAGUUAUACAGUUCAUUUCAUUGAUUCCGCAUGGGGACUUCAGUCAAUUUGCCUUGAGACCGUGCCCUUGUUUGAAGAUCAUACUGGAGAAAACAUUAUUGAGUCCAUCAAUGAUAUAUUGAGCAAUUGGAACCUUUCAACUGAUAAGCUAGUCCUUACUGCAACGGACAAUGGCAGUAAUUUUAUUGCUGGGUUUCACUCGCGUGGUUGGUUACGAUUGAGCUGUUUUGGACAUUGUUUAGACCUUGCUAUUAACAAGUGCUUGGAAAUGCAAAGAGUACAAAGGUCAGUGAGACGAUGUAACGCUCUAGUAGCAUCAUUUAGUCGAAGCUGGAAGAAGCAGAGGAACCUCAAAGAGAAACAAAGUCAGCUGGGUCUUCCAGAACACAAGCUUGUUGGUGCAGUUACCACACGUUGGAACUCAACUUACGACAUGGUGGAAAGAAUAUUGGAACAGCAGCAAGCGUUGUCAGCUGUCCUUCUCGAAGACAGAAAGUCGUGGUGCCUUAUGCUAAAUGAUGCAGAUGUUACAGUGCUAGAGACGUUUGCUGAACUUGUCAAACCUCUAUCAUAUCUCACAGAUGCUUUAUCCGGAGAGAAAGAAGUAACCUGUUCUGCCAUCCGACCACUUUUACAGCAUGUGAUGGAAAUUUGCGAAGAGAACGAUGAAGACAGUCCUCUUUUAGUCCAAAUGAAGUCCGCUAUUUCUGGUAACCUCUCUCCACGCUAUGAAUCAGCUGCAAUAUGUAUAAUUAUUGAUAAAUGUAGCUUUCUUGAUCCAAGAUUCAAAGCGAACUAUGUUGCUGACACAGAUCUAGUCAAGUCUAACGUAUUGACAGAAAUGUUAAAGCAACAUGACCAACAUCGAGGUGAGUCAGAUGAUGCUGAUGAUCAUCGUUUAACUAUUAACCCACAACAAGACUCACAAGAGUCACUCGAACCACCACUACCCAAAAAGGCAAAAGGUCUUACAGCUAUUUUAAAUAAGCUUCCAAGGUCAAAUGUUUCCAAUCAGGGAACUGUUCCUCUAAGAGCAAGGGCGGAAAAAGAGAUGGAUAACUAUUUGGCGCAACCGUGUAUAGAGACAGAUAGUAAUCCACUUUUGUGGUGGAAAAACAAUUGCGUAUAUUUUCCUCUUCUUGCUGUAAUGGCCAAAAAGUAUCUUUGCAUUCCAGCAACAAGUGUACCGUCAGAACGUGUAUUCAGCAAGGGAGGGAUUAUUGUAAAUGCUUUUCGUAGUAGGUUGAAACCACAACAUGUUAAUAGUCUAGUUUUCCUUUCAAAAAACAUGGAAUAA